Lytechinus pictus (painted urchin) is the source of this 1082-nucleotide messenger RNA. Its product is annotated as glyoxal reductase-like. The coding region runs from base 85 to 990 and encodes 301 amino acids. Lineage: Eukaryota; Metazoa; Echinodermata; Echinoidea; Temnopleuroida; Toxopneustidae. Gene Ontology annotation, molecular function: oxidoreductase activity. The record is from RefSeq and is a predicted model, not a curated record. The transcript is spliced from 8 exons.
GGGAAAUCGCUCGCUUCGAACCUGAACCUCGUCCUCGGCCUUUGCCCAUACCAGGAAUCUCUUUUCCAGGAAAAAAAGGAUCGAAUGCAACUACCAGCUGAUUUUUCCAGUCCGAUUACAUCACAACAGUGCAUUGGGUGUAGUUUUGAAGCAACAAUAAUGACAAAACUUCCUAUUUUCGGUCUUGGAACUUACUGUAUGAGAGGUACAGAUACUGUCUACAAAUGUCUUGAUACAGCUUUGAAACAUGGCUAUCGUCUUAUUGACACGGCUGCAGUUUACAGAAAUGAAGAAGACAUCGGUAAUGCUUUGAAAGAGCUUCUCCCAAAAUAUGGACUUGAGAGAUCUGAUAUCUACAUCACAAGUAAACUAGCUCCAGCAGACCAAGGGGAGAAGGCAUAUGAUGCAUGUCUGCUUUCGUUACAAAAGCUUCAGAUAGAGUAUCUUGAUCUCUAUCUCAUACACUGGCCCGGAACUCAGAAACUUAAACCACAUGAUCCCAGAAACACAGAGAAUAGACAUGUCACCUGGAGAGCAUUAGAAAGGCUGCACAGGGAAGGAAAGUGUAAACAAAUUGGAAUUUCCAACUACCUAGUCAAACAUAUGGAAGAGCUUAUGAAGUAUGCGGAAAUUCAACCAGCUGUUAACCAGAGUGAAUAUCAUCCUCUGUAUUUGAUUAAAGAUGUUGUGCAAUAUUGUCAGAAAAAUGGGAUAGCGUUCCAAUCAUACUCAACACUUUAUAAAGGGGAGCUACUGAACCAUCCUACUGUAGUGUCCAUCGCAGAUAAGAUAAAACGAAAGCCUAGUCAAGUCCUCCUCAGAUGGGCGAUGCAGGAUGGCAUAGGUGUGAUACCCAUGUCUGCUAAACCCGAUCAUAUAAUUGAUAACUGUGAUGUAUUUGACUGGUCUCUGUCAGAUGAGGAUAUGAUUGCAUUACAUAGCUUCAACGAGACAAAGAAAUGUACCUGGGAUCCUGUUAAUAUUAUAUGACAAUACAGACAUUCUCAUGUAGGCCUACAGUUUUUAUUCCUUUUCAAAGAUGGAGGAAAAAGUAUUUCCAUGUUCAAAGGAAAAGAGUGUUG